CGGAUGACUAGGUUUAUUGCUCAGCAUAUAUUAGCACCAAUUUUGGUGACAUGUGGUGUACUGGGAAAUAUUUUCAAUAUAGUCGUUCUUAGGAGUCCAAAGAUGAAAAGUUCGACGAAUGUGUAUCUCAUGGCCCUAGCAAUCUGUGAUUCAAUGUAUCUUAUUUUUAUGUUUUUAUUGUCGUUUUUCAACUGUGAAAACAAAAAUCAGUUUACAUUUGUCUUUUACAUCGUUCCGUUUGGACGGGUGUUUUCCGAUCUGUUUGGUAAUACUGCUGUGUGGCUUACAGUGGCCUUCACAUUGGAGAGAUACAUAGGAGUGUGUCACCCAAUGAAAGGGAAGGCGUGGUGUACCAUUGGAAAAGCAAAACUGGCUGUUAUCAGUGUAUUUAUUAUAUCACUUAUCAACACAUUUCCUGAAUUCUUUGAACUAGAGAUCGUGGAAUUCAUUCAUAUAGGUAAAGAGAAAUCAACCAUACUUAAAUGUCAGACGACAAGGUUUGGCAGCACAUCCAGUUAUCAAAUCGGAUAUUUCUGGUGGUACGUGGCAUUUUUCAACUUUUUCCCUCUUGUGUUGCUAGCAGUGUUCAACAGCAUAUUAAUAUGGUCUGUUUGGAAGGCUAACAAGACCCGACGUACAUUGUCGAAUUCAACCGUCAUCGGAGAAACAACGAGACAAGCGACAGAACAACAAAAAGUGACUACAAUGCUUAUAUCUGUCGUUAUCAUAUUCCUUCUCUGCCAGCUUCCGUGGGCAAUCCUGUUACUGUACAAAGCCUACAUAUCAGCCAAUGAUAUCAACUCGCAUGGUGACAGCUUACGAAUCGCUGGAAAUGUGUGUAACUUGUUGGUUGAAUUUAAUUCUUCUGUCAAUUUUUUACUGUAUUCCUAUUUCAGCAGUCGAUUUAGACGCACGUUUAAGAGAAUAUUUUGCAAGUGGAAACGGGAACGAGACAGGCGAAGAUCUCUUUCGAGUUCCUCGGAUACCUUUCGGAAAUCAUCUUCCUCAAAGGAAAGUACAACGGCCACUUCCGUGUCUUCUUAUAGAUCAAAGCGCGGCAUGGUAUCCGACUUGUCGGCAAGAGGAAAUCUGAUAUGUCAAAAAUUGUAA
This is a messenger RNA of Mizuhopecten yessoensis (Yesso scallop), 1110 nucleotides long. Its product is annotated as FMRFamide receptor-like. Gene Ontology annotation, molecular function: G protein-coupled receptor activity. Gene Ontology annotation, cellular component: membrane. Lineage: Eukaryota; Metazoa; Mollusca; Bivalvia; Pectinida; Pectinidae. Gene Ontology annotation, biological process: G protein-coupled receptor signaling pathway. The record is from RefSeq and is a predicted model, not a curated record. The transcript has a single exon. Bases 4 to 1110 code for a protein of 368 amino acids.